Molecule: messenger RNA, 4216 nt
Organism: Rhipicephalus sanguineus (brown dog tick)
Lineage: Eukaryota; Metazoa; Arthropoda; Arachnida; Ixodida; Ixodidae
Gene: GlyS
Product: glycogen [starch] synthase
Exons: 15
Coding region: 107-2185 (692 amino acids)
Biological process (GO): glycogen biosynthetic process
Cellular component (GO): cytoplasm
Molecular function (GO): alpha-1,4-glucan glucosyltransferase (UDP-glucose donor) activity
Source: RefSeq, a predicted model, not a curated record
CUCUUCCCUUCUUGCGUUCAGCAGCAGCAUCGGCAGCCGCCGGUCACUACUCGCUGGUGGGAAGGUCACAGCGGGGAGCCUUUAAAAAAAAGCGUCUUAAUUCACGAUGGCUUCUCGCAUCUCUCGACGAUUUUACCGGCUAGAAGGCACCGAAGACUUGGUGCUCGACAGAGGAGCCAGCGCGGAGGCCGAGAACCGAUGGGUAUUUGAAAUAGCGUGGGAAGUCGUCAAUAAAGUUGGAGGCAUUUACACGGUGAUCCGUUCCAAGGCCGAGGUGAGCGUGGAAGAACUGGGAGACCAAUUCUGUCUCCUGGGCCCCUUGAACGAGAACCUGGUUCGCACCGAGGUUGAGGUCCUGGAACCACCUUACAACGUCUUUUGGAACAGCAUCAAGGCCCUGAGGGAACAGGGCAUCAAGGUUGUCUAUGGAAGGUGGCUCAUUGACGGCUACCCUCAAGUCCUGCUUUUUGACAUUGGUUCGGCUGCCUGGAAGCUCGACGAAUGGAAGCGAGACCUGUGGAACACCUGCAACAUCGGCGUUCCAUGGCACGACCGGGAGUCCAACGAUGCCAUCAUCUUUGGCUACCUCGUCGCUUGGUUUCUACAAGACUUCAUGAAGGCAGUGAGUGCCGAAAAGGGUCCCCCACUGGUCACUGCUCAGUUCCACGAGUGGCUCGCCGGCAUUGGUCUCAUCCUGUGUCGCACGAGGCACCUCGAUGUUGCCACCAUAUUCAUCACGCACGCAACCCUGCUGGGCCGGUACUUGUGUGCAGGAAACGUGGACUUCUACAACAACCUCGACAAGUUCAGUUUAGAUAAGGAGGCUGGAGACAGAGGCAUCUACCACCGGUACUGCAUGGAACGGGCCGCCUGCCACAGUGCUCACGUGUUCGCCACGGUCUCCGACGUGACGGGCAUGGAGGCGGAGCACUUGCUCAAGAGAAAGCCAGAUGCCAUCGUGCCGAACGGGCUCAAUGUCAAGAAGUUCAGUGCACUCCACGAGUUUCAAAACAUGCAUGCCAUAGCCAAGGAGAAGAUCCACGACUUCGUCAGAGGGCACUUUUACGGGCACUACGACUUCGACCUGGACAAGACCCUGUACUGCUUCACGGCAGGAAGGUACGAGUUUUCCAACAAGGGAGCAGAUAUGUUCAUAGAGUCCUUAGCACGUCUCAAUCAUUACUUGAAGGCUUCAGGAAGCGAGGUCACUGUUGUUGCUUUUCUAAUAUUCCCCGCCAAGACAAACAACUUCAACGUCGAGUCGUUACGAGGCCAGGCCAUCUCCAAACAACUUCGUGACACAGUGCAGCAAAUGCAGUCUACCAUCGGGAAGCGCAUGUUCGAAAUCUGCCUAUCGGGCAAGAUCCCCAAAGGUGACGAACUGAUCUACCCAGAAGACUUGGUGCGGUUGAAACGCUGCAUCUACGCAACACAACGCACAACGCUGCCACCAGUCUGCACUCACAACAUGCUGGACGAUGCCUCCGACCCCGUUCUGUGCCACAUUAGAAGAUGUCAGCUGUUCAACCGCAGGGAGGACCGUGUUAAGGUCAUUUUCCAUCCAGAAUUCUUGUCAUCUACCAACCCAUUGUUCAGCAUGGACUAUGAAGAGUUUGUCAGAGGCUGCCACUUGGGUGUCUUUCCAUCAUACUAUGAACCCUGGGGCUACACCCCUGCGGAGUGCACAGUCAUGGGCAUUCCCAGCGUCACCACCAACCUGUCUGGCUUCGGCUGCUUCAUAGCGGAGCACGUCGCCGACCCCAUGUCCUAUGGCAUCUACAUCGUUGACAGGAGAUUCAAGAAUGCCGAGGAGUCCGUACAACAGCUGGCUCAGUACAUGUUUGACUUCUCCUGCCUGUCCCGGAGGCAACGAAUAAUCCAGCGGAACCGCACGGAACGCCUCAGCGACCUUUUAGACUGGAAAAACCUAGGAGUGUACUACAGGAAGGCUCGGCAAAUGGCCCUACACAGGACACAUCCCGAGCUCUUAGAAGGAGACGUUGGGCCCAAGCUGCAAAUGCGGUAUCCUCGGCCCAUGUCGGAACCACCGUCGCCGUCGGCAUCGCGCACUUCCACGCCAGCACCCUCGGAACACGGCAGCGAAGACGAUGAGGAGGACGAGGAAAAUGAGGAUGACGAGGAAUACGCUGAUGCCGUGGAGCGAGACGCGCUCAGCAGCAAAUAGGCCGUUGACACCUUCCCAUCCCCUCCCCCACCCUCCUCAUUGUAGCAAUGCGAUCUGAAACGCUCCGCAUGGUGCGAGUAAGCGGGAGGCGAGAGGACACGCCGCAAGAGGAAGAAUAACAGGACUUCUGCUUCAUUAGCCAUUCCGAGACGAGUUUCUGUUGCGCUGCUUGCCACUUCCCCCUUGUGAAUCACGUCCCAUGAAUUCAUUCAGUUUUACCUGUAUUCACCAGAGACUGCCUGUGAAUGUCGGUGAUUGUCGAGAUUGCCGGUGAAUGUCGGUGUCACUUGCCACUUCCCCCUUGUGAAUCAAGUCCCAUGACCUCAUUCUGUUUUACUUGUAUUCACCAGAGAUUGCCGGUGAAUGUCACGCUUGAAAGUUGGUGAAUUGUGUUGCUUCUGAUGAACAUUUGGAUUUUAAAUGGAAGAGCUACCCGCUCACUACUUAACGAGCAAGGCAACCAGUACAAAAUGCUGGAAUCUGCUUCCGUUGGUGGCCGUCCUCAAAGCCAAUGCGCAACUCCCUGCGGUGGUAGCGUUUUUCAGAUUGCUACUCUUCCCAUCCCUGUAAUCAUUUCCUCACGGUGGCGGCCAUAUGUCUGUGGGAUGAAGGUUCAUUUUAAUCUCUCCACUCUUUUUGCCACGGCUGUACCAUAUCUCAAAUGCAAUAUAUAUAAUUAGUAGUAUUUUUGUGCAGCAAAACCAGGCUCCACGGUCGUUACAACUGUGGCCUUUUAAUAAUGUUGAAGUGCUGGAUAGUGCUCGUGUUCAAGGUAUUUCAGACUCGCGAUUUCAUUUCGUGGUUUCGAGAAGCCAGCUAGCAACAGCAGUCGCCUGCUGCGAUGCUCUCCAUGGCGUUCCUACUUUUGAGCUGUUGUUCCAGGGUAGCAGUUUCUAUUACUUUUUUUUUUUUGUCAUUGCUGUCUACGGCCACUGUCACUUCUCAUCUUAGUCACUAGUCCCAUCUCCUGUCCUUUUCUGUCCUGUUCCCACCUUUCUCUUUUAUAUUUCAUGUUGAGCUUGUGUGUACGCUCGAUGCUGUCUGCUCCUAGGACACUGUCCUGAUUCUGUUUCUUCUGAUCAAAAAAAAAAUACCAGUGCAUCUCGCGAGAUGUAUUUGCCUCUUCUACAGUCCAAAGCAAUGUGUAUGUUACACUGCUAUAACCGUACGCUUCUUUGUACCAGUGCCAUCGGGUGGCGAAUUGUUUUGGCGGGUGUGAGUGACAGCCGAGCCUUGAAGUAGACAGGUUGGACGGUUGCUGCAGGCAAUCUUUUUUUAGUGGUGUUCCAGAAACGCACCCAUGUGAGAACUGUCAAGUGGUUUUUAAUUUUACUUACUGCAAUAACAUUUACUUGUUGUAUUGUCUUAGGCAUGCCAUGGUCUCAGCUGCUUUAGUGUUUUUUCUCCCUUGUUGGUAUUCUCUUUAUUUUCGUGAAUUUUUGAAAGGUGUGCGUGAGUGGUGUCUAUUGCUAGAUGUGGGAUGAUAGUUAUGGGCGUUAUUUGCCAGUAUUAGUUUACAAAAUGUCCCCCUUGUUUGUUUUGGUGGCUUUUUGAUUUCUCUUCUGUCCACCUGUGUGAACAAAAGUAACAGUUUUGGAGUCAUAACUGUCAUUGAAACGUUCCUUCUUUCUUUUAAACGUUGCACACCAAUACUCAAGCCCUAUCGAUAAACGUGUUGAGUAACAUUGUACACUACCAAAUUUCAUGGUUUGCAUUGCGAUCUCUGGAAAUUGUGCCAUAAGUUGUGCAUUUCUUCACUAAAUGGAAGAGAUGCAAAGAAAAACAAAAGCUUGUUCCAUACCUAAUUUUUCUGGAAAAUGAUUGUUGAAAUGUUGCAUGAUACUUUUGUACACACUAAUGAAAGACGAGAGAGGUGCUAUACAGCCAAAUGUAUUUACAAAUGGAUAAAGAUCGGUUUUGUGCAGGUAGGUAGGUCUCCGUUUUACAAAGCUGUGUAUCGUUCUAUUCUUCAUACCCCAACCCACUGAAUUGCCUUUGCUUUAGGACUGCAAAAUAAAUUUUUCAAGGCAA